Arctia plantaginis is the source of this 921-nucleotide messenger RNA. NCBI's taxonomy places the organism in Eukaryota, Metazoa, Arthropoda, Insecta, Lepidoptera, Erebidae. The record is from the annotation of a GenBank genome assembly.
AUGCCGAUCGACCAAUGGACCACCGAUAAUCCAACAGUCAGUGACAAUCUAAGCAGUUAUGGAGAUGAAUGCCUUGAAAAUGCAACCAACAUCAUUGACGAUAAGACAGUUCAAGCCGCCUUUGGAACAGCAUAUACAAUUAUAUUCAUAGUUGGUAUCUUUGGCAAUGCGCUAGUAUGCUACGCUGUGAUCAGGAAUAGAGCUAUGCAAACAGUCACUAAUCUCUUUAUCACGAAUCUUGCAUUGUCCGAUAUACUUCUCUGCGUAUUUGCAGUACCGUUUACACCACUUUACACCUUCCUCGGACGAUGGGUAUUCGGAGGGCCCUUGUGCCAUAUAAUGCCUUAUGCACAAGGAUGUAGCGUCUAUAUUUCAACGCUCACUCUCACUUCCAUAGCUAUAGAUAGGUUUUUUGUCAUUAUAUAUCCAUUCAAACCUCGCAUGAAAAUUAAGACAUGCAUAUGUUUGAUCGUUUUUAUAUGGGUAUUUUCUCUUUCGGUUACGUUCCCCUACGGAUACUACAUGGCUCUUCAAGAUCUAUUUUGUGCAGAAAAAUGGCCUUCAGAUCAGAUACGCAAAGCAUUUGGUGCAGUCACUACUAUAAUGCAAUUUGUAGUUCCUUUUAUAGUUAUGGCAUUUUGUUACACUUGUGUUAGUAUAAAAUUAAACGAUAGGUUAAAAUCUAGACCUGGAAGUAAGAAUAGUAAAAAAGAAGAUGCAGAAAGAGAAAGAAAGAGGAGAACAAAUAGAAUGUUAAUAGCAAUGGUAGCUAUAUUUGGUCUGUCAUGGCUACCAUUGAACCUUAUUAACAUUUGUAGUGACUUCUACUCUUUUACAGAAGACUGGAAGUAUUAUAUGAUAAAACUGUUAAUAAUUCGGAUAAGGAGCCCAUUGUGUCCGCGCUUUAAACUGAAAGGUUGA